AUGGGGUUGUUCAUCCUCUUCCUUCUGUUCAUCGCUGUACAGGCCGAUGUUGUUGCGAGGCCAUCCAAUCUGACAUCUUACUCGAGCAACUUUCGCAUUACCGGGAAUCAUCUCAAUGAAACAGUCACUCCAUUGACCACAGACCUAAGAACUGCGAGUGAUAGUGAAUUAAAGACCUACAACGUCUCGGGCACUGCCACUCAAGUCAUUCCUGGGAAUUCCCUCGCUUUACAGGACACAGCAAUCGCCUUGAUAUCUUGCGACCCGAACGACUACACCGGGAAUAUUGGCGUUGAUGAAACAAUCGCAUACGUCACCUCUGCUCAUUCGUCUCAGGCUAUUCUGUUAUACAGCAAAUCUGCUACGCACUGCAACUUGACAAUUGAUGAUACUACCGCUGCUCGAUAUCCCAAUAUCUUCACUUUGAACAGUAGACGCGCCUACUCUGAAUUGCAGAGUAUCUUAAAAGACUCAGACCCAUCUAUCAGUAUCGUCUCCAUGUCCCUUGUGAAUGGGGUUCCAGCCGACUCUCCCGGAGACCCUCCCGGCUCUGGCGACAGUCCAAACACAGCCAUGAUCAUCCUGUACAGUAUCACAGGCAUCAUCACGGCCCUGUUCCUGGGAAUUAUCAUCACAGGUGCUGUGCGGGCUCAUCGCCAUCCGGAGCGCUACGGACCUCGCCGGAUAGCCGGGCGAGUCCGGCAAAGCCGAGCAAGAGGUAUAGCUCGAGCCAUGCUAGAUACAAUACCGAUUGUCAAGUAUGAUGACAAGAACGACGAUGUGGAGGCCGCCAAGCGCGACGUCGAACUGUCCAUGGAGGAUCCCGCCCGCGAACACUCUGAUGGCAUCACAUCCGCCCCGGUCUCUGAACCGCCAACCCCAGACGAAGAGAGACCCACUCCGGAAGCCAAGACCGACGCGGUGCCCGACUCUGGUAAUUUCUCGUGUCCCAUUUGCACGGAUGAUUUCAUCAAGGGCCAAGACCUACGUGUCCUACCUUGCAACCACCAGUUCCACAUGGAAUGCAUAGACCCAUGGCUGGUGAAUGUCUCCGGGACCUGUCCACUGUGCCGCAUUGAUCUCAACCCAGCCCCAGAACCCGACGCAACAGAAGAACCCGCCCACCCCGACUCCGAAACACCAACACCAACACCAGAAACUCAAGCAGAAGAACCAACUCCCCAGACCCGCCCCCGCCGUCUAACAAACUACCUCCACGGCCCCCUCAACGCUCACCGCAUGCACAACGCAACAGUCGAAGAGCGCCUCGCGACCCUCCGCCACAUCCGCGCAUCAAACCAGUCUUCGCCCGCCCCGCGCCGUCUCACAGCCCGACUGCGCGAGCGCUUCCGUAUCCGGACCCGCGCUCACGACCCAGAGGCCGUGCCUACGCCUACUGCCGAGGCUCCUGCGCCCGAGCCCGUUGCGCCCCCACCCGUCCACAUGUCUCCUCCUACUGCAUGA
Molecule: messenger RNA, 1464 nt
Organism: Penicillium soppii
Lineage: Eukaryota; Fungi; Ascomycota; Eurotiomycetes; Eurotiales; Aspergillaceae
Product: RING-H2 finger protein
Exons: 4
Coding region: 1-1464 (487 amino acids)
Source: RefSeq, a predicted model, not a curated record